Messenger RNA from Loa loa (African eye worm), 421 nucleotides. RefSeq lists its product as hypothetical. The transcript has 2 exons. The record is from RefSeq and is a predicted model, not a curated record. NCBI's taxonomy places the organism in Eukaryota, Metazoa, Nematoda, Chromadorea, Rhabditida, Onchocercidae. The coding region runs from base 38 to 421 and encodes 127 amino acids.
AAAUUAUAGAAAUCAAUAAAAUAAAUCAAUCGAAGAAAUGCCACUAUUUGAGGGUUGUUGCUCAUAUUCAUCCAUUGAGCGCAAAAAAUCAAUCGCAUAUGCGCCAUCUACGAAACAAUUAGGUGAGAAAUGUGUAGAAGAAGGAGAAGAACAACAACAACAACAACAACAUCAAGAACAUGAACAACAAGAACAAGAACAACAAGAACAACAACAACAGGAACAUGAACAACAGGAACAAGAACAAGAACAAGAACAAGAACAACAACAAGAACAACAAGAACAACAAGAACAAGAACAACAACAACAACAACAACAACAACAACAACAACAACAACAACAGCAACAACAACAACAAAAGGAUAUGUCAAUGUCAACAUCGGAGUGUAUGGUAAAGACUAGUCAUAUUUUAUUAAAAUAA